AUGAUUUCAUCAUCAACGAAUUCGUGUUUUGGAAUCGUUUCUAAUUCCUCACCAACUUUAAUUCCAAAAGGUGAUGAAUUGUGUUUUACAUCAUCAACGAUUUUGGAAUCUUGUUUUACUAAUUUCAUCGUCAGUGAUUUGGAAUUGUGUUUUACUGUUUUACUGGGAGUUGUUGUGAAGCUGAUGGAGAAAUCAAGGUUAGUGUUGAAGUUCAUAUGGAUGGAGAAAAACAUUGGUCUUGCACUAGACCAAGUAAUUCCAGUAUAUGAGAGUUUUCCAUUAAGUCCUUACUAUUUUUUGCCGAGGGAAGAUACUUGGGAAGAGCUUAAAGUGAUGCUCGAGAGUAAACCAUGGAUUUCUUAA
Molecule: messenger RNA, 363 nt
Organism: Lactuca saligna
Lineage: Eukaryota; Viridiplantae; Streptophyta; Magnoliopsida; Asterales; Asteraceae
Source: the annotation of a GenBank genome assembly